Messenger RNA from Prorocentrum cordatum, 1210 nucleotides. NCBI's taxonomy places the organism in Eukaryota, Dinophyceae, Prorocentrales, Prorocentraceae. The record is from the annotation of a GenBank genome assembly.
AUGCAGAUCGCCUGCAUGACCAGGGGCAGCGAAAAGGAACGCAGGAGCUUCGCGGCACCCAACUCCGGGAGCGUGUUCACGAGGAUCGCAAGUGCCAGCACCACCCGGCUGUCGAGCUUGUCCUCGCUGCACGGGAUCUGCACCAGAAGCGAUGUGGGAGCUCCGGAGGAGCUGCCUCUGCCGGAGACGGCCUACACCGGCGGCGUCGACGACGUCCGCGGGGCCGGGUGCGCGAGGUGCGACGAGACCCGCGCGGGGGUGACCGAGCUCCGGGCCGAGGCGAGAGUCCUCGACGCGCAGUGCCAGGCGCGGAAGAGGGCCGCGCGAGACGCCGGCGGCCCUCCCGGGGAGUCCUCGGGCGGAGCGCAGGCAGCCUCCCGGGUGGUCCUAUACAGUCCGGGUCGGCUUCGACACGCCAGCCCCGGGGCGCGGAGCGACCCAGGGGCGCCGCCGGAGGCCCGCAUCGAGUUUCGCCGGCGCUACGCGCGGCGCAUCGAGGCCGUGCUCGUGGAGAAGCGGCACGUGGAGGCCGGGCUGUUCGCGCGGAGCGCCGCACGGCCCGCUGGCGGGCACGCGGAGUGCGGCGGUGCCGACCUGUGCGCCAUCACGAGGGUGAACCAGCCCGACGAUGACGUCGUCGCGUGGCGGCCGUGCCACGCCGCUGGGGACGGCUGCUCGCCAAUGAAGCAAACGCGCCAUGAGGCGAAGCGGGUCCCGAGGUUUUGCUGCGGUUUUCGGGCUUCUGUCGCAGGCCCAGAAGUUGUCACCAACACCAAGAUCGGCGGUGUGCCUCCACCGAGGGAAGACGAUCCCGAUCUCGGUGAUGGUGGUAAGAUUCUGGCUUCCAAGGUGGCCAAACUAUUACCACCAACACCGAAAUCUAGGAUCAUCUUCCCCCUGCGGAGGCAACCCCCUGUGUUGGUGUUGGUGCCAAUUUCUAGGCCGCCAAUCCUGGGGCCUCCCCAGGGCUCCCCGAUCCUCAAAGAGGGCUGGUUCUUUAGGAACGACCCCAGGGUCCAUGACCCGCUUCCCUCAGGACCUGUUUUUUUCAUGCCAAGGUUGCAUCUCGCGCGUCGUGGUGUAGUCUGGCGCAGGCCCAGAGCCAGGCCGGGGGCGGCCGCCAGGGAGGGGUGAGGCGCGCGGCCUCUGCGCGGGGGGGUCGGACUUCUCCGCGCCUCCCUCCCCCCUCCCUCCUCCUCCUCCUCCUCCA